AAAAAAGGUUAAGGUUUGGGUCAAAUGUUUUUCCUUCAUGCAACGCAGAGGUCCUUCCAAAGCUCUUUGAGAAAUGGAAGAUCACCCGGUUGACUUUCGAGGUUGUUACAGAGCCGUAUAGUCAGAGUAUAGACAAUGGGGUCAUGAAGUUGGCAGAGGAAUAUGGGAAAAGACUUAUUGACGAGAACAACUGCAAGCCUCCCAUGACUUACGUUCACUUCUGUGGUGAAGGCCAUCGGUCCUACUAAAAAACCUGUUCCAAUCAAAGAGGACAUGAAAGGUAUCUUUUUGGACAUCAUGCUACAUGAGAAGAGACUGUAGCUGGGUUUUCUCUCCUCAGUAAUGCCUCUUUCCCUGGAAGGUGUGUCCACUUCAUUUUCUGAGUACCAUGAAGAGGAGUUUGGGAUUCCAACUCUUGAAGAUCUUGGACUGGAUACAUCAUCCUUAGGACCAGAUCUGUUCCUGGGGGGUGAACAAGAAGCUCUGCACAGACUGGAUGAGCACAUGCAGAGAACGGUGUGGGUGUGCAAGCUUAAAAAAACACAAACAUUCCUCAACUCCAUGAGCCCCAGCACCCCCGUCCUGAGCCCAUACAUCCGAUUCGGCUGCUCGUCUGCAUGCACCUUCUGGUGGUGCAGUGAUCAACAUAUUUUCAGCUCAUUAAAAUUGGCAGCUUGGUUUUUGGACUAACAAGUCGAGAACUCUUGAGGAUGUAGAUAUUAGUGGGCCUGGUCUUGACUCUAACUUCGGCAUACAUGUGAUUUUAAUCAUUAAAAAUAAAGACAGUGAUCAAUUUAAUCCCAGUCACUCUUUUAUUCACCCAUUUAAAGACAAAUCAAACAGUUAUCUGGCCUGCUGAUUGCAGAAAUGAUUUAUGAACAUUAUUCUCACCUUUUCAGGUGAUUUGAAACCUUCUGCCCCCAGUAAACAUCACAUUUGACAAUCAAAUUUAAAAAAAAAUGAAAAGAAAA
Messenger RNA from Carassius carassius (crucian carp), 971 nucleotides. Its product is annotated as cryptochrome-2-like. Gene Ontology annotation, molecular function: FAD binding; DNA binding. NCBI's taxonomy places the organism in Eukaryota, Metazoa, Chordata, Actinopteri, Cypriniformes, Cyprinidae. Gene Ontology annotation, biological process: circadian regulation of gene expression; entrainment of circadian clock by photoperiod. The coding region runs from base 343 to 690 and encodes 115 amino acids. The transcript has 3 exons. Gene Ontology annotation, cellular component: cytoplasm; nucleus. The record is from RefSeq and is a predicted model, not a curated record.